Messenger RNA from Polyodon spathula (Mississippi paddlefish), 2050 nucleotides. RefSeq names its product protein POF1B-like. Gene Ontology annotation, molecular function: actin filament binding. The record is from RefSeq and is a predicted model, not a curated record. Gene Ontology annotation, biological process: bicellular tight junction assembly; epithelial cell morphogenesis; actin filament organization. Gene Ontology annotation, cellular component: actin filament; bicellular tight junction; adherens junction. The coding region runs from base 113 to 1777 and encodes 554 amino acids. NCBI's taxonomy places the organism in Eukaryota, Metazoa, Chordata, Actinopteri, Acipenseriformes, Polyodontidae. The transcript is spliced from 14 exons.
AGAGAGAGAGAGAGAGAGAGAGAGAGAGAGAAAAAUAUUUGGGUUGUGCUAGUUCACGCCACAGCUCUUCCAUUGCAUUUUUACCUCGGUGUGGGAGACAGAAACUCAGAGGAUGUCAGCGCCACUCAGCCAAGCCGGUGUACAGAUGAGCACAGGGCAGUUUACCCAAGAAUCAACACAAUAUUCCCAAGUACCAAUACAGCAGUCCCAAGUAUCGGUGCAGUAUUCCCAAGGACCAAUACAGCACUCACAAGGAUCCGUGCAGUAUUCCCAAGUACCAAUACAGCUUUCUUCAACUUCAAUACCGGUUUCUCCAACUCAAUUGUCUGUCUCACCUUACUCAACUGUCUCACGACAGUACGGAUCGCAGCAUGCUUCUGUCCAGUCUCCGGUGUACCUGACCACAAAUGGAUCUGCUCACGCCGGCAAUGUUGUGUACGAAACGGUGCAGUACCUGGUUCCCCUGGAAAGAAAAAUGGAAGGCUAUGUUUUGGUCGACAGCCAACCCAGGGAGCAACAGCUACUAUCACCUUGCUAUUUGCAGAACGUCAGCAGCUACAACAAGAACAACGUGGACACGACUGUGCAGACUGUGGAAACAGUGCAAGUGGAUAAGGGGUCUUCAAAUGGAAAAGGAGUCUCUUGGUCAAGCCAGGUUAGUUCCAGCAGGACCUCAACUCCUCCUUGCAGUCCUGCUGUGAGUGAGGUAAAUGUCAAGGUACAAAAAACUCAGGAAGUCUCCUAUGACACGGCUCCAAAAUUGGACAAUCGCUUUUUUGGGGUGCUCCUUGCUGAACUGCACCGCAAGAGCUUAGACAUCUACUCCUGCAUCUACGAGCAUGUGAGCAAAAUCCGAAGCAGAAGUCAACUGGACUUAAAGGAAGAAAACGAGGAUGUUGAGCAUCUGAUUCCCAAGGGAGUGUCCGAUCUGACCAAGCAACAGAUCCGCUACCUUCUCCAGAUGCGGGUGACUUCAGAGAAGUCCCUGCGGCUGCUCCUUACCACCUUCAGCAGUCUCCGAGAGGAACUGAUUCACCUACAGGACGACCUCAGGAGACUGGAGAGUGACAAGGAGACCCUGCAGAGAGACCUGAACUUCAAGAACAGUCAGGCCCAGCAGUACGAGAAGCUCCUGGAGUCCAUCCGCGUGAAUAACCGUCAGCUGCAGCAAACCCUGAAGGAGAGCAACUCGAGUAACACAAGCCUGGAGGAGAAGAUCCUGUUCUUGACAACCUCAUGCUUGGAUAAGGAAUACCGGCUGAAGGAGAUGGAGUACAGCAAGAGGGUGCUGGAGCAAGAGAAUGAAUUGCUGAGGCAGCAGAUCGCCGGUCAGAGCAACAGCCCCAGUUUCCAGGCGAAAUCAGAUGCGAUCACUAAAAAAUACAUGGAAAUGACCAUCACCCUUCGUGAGGAGAAGGACAGGGAAAUCAAAUCACUGAUGGAACAGCUCCAUAAGUUGCAGAUGGAAAGCUCCUCCAAGUCCAGCAGUGAUUACAGCACCCAGCUCCAGCUGACUGAGCUGCUGACAUCCCUGGAGCAGAAGGAGGCAGUCAUCAAGAGACAGGAAGAGGAUAUAAGGAGGUUUCAGCUGGAAAUGGAGAACCAGUCCAAGGGCGUCACCAAGACGAUCAUCACGAAAAAAUACAGAAAUCAGUAUCCUAUUCUGGGUCUUCUGUCUGAUGAAUACCAGGCUACCAUGCCUAGGAAAGAAGCCAAGACCAUUGUGAUUGAGAAGACUGGGGAGAUGUACAAACAUGAAUACAUAAUUUCUCCUUAAAAGAACUCCUUGAUUCUUAUAGGAAUGAGCCUGCUGAAGAACCCAUCCAUACAAAUAACUAAUCUCUGCAUGCUGCUAUUUUUUUUUUUGCUCUGAACAUUGUGGCCAGUGCUCCCUAACCUUCUGAAAGAGGCCCUGCUAAUGUUUUGCAAUUGGGCUAUGUUUGGGUGUACAAUCAAACAUGCAUUCUCUCACACACUGGACUGGACCUUAACGGAAAGAGGAAAAAAAAUAGUGUUUCAUGCUUAUUCAUUUUGUAUGUAAAAAACUAAU